AUGUUCAACCUUAUCAAAUCUGGAAUUGCGACGAGACAAAUGUGCCUACAGUUCUGCCCCCCACCCGAAGUAAUUGUCGUUAAAGGACUAAAGCAGGUACUGCAAACAGUUUCAGCUGAGAACGGAAUCAACGUCACAAUGCUCACUUUCGUUAAUGCAGUUGGUGCCACAAUCCCACCAGUCUUCGUUUUUCCAUGUGAAUGUUAUCAAUGGAACGCUGGAGUUUUUCAUGUCGAAUCAGAUUCCAAUGAAGAUUAUAAUAUUGGUCUAUCUGUCAAGUUCAUGGACGACGAUCAACUGAUAUCAAAUUUUGGUGAAACUGCACAUCCUCAUCGUAUUGAAACCAGAAAUUCAACAGAUAUGGAUAUUCCACGAGAAGUUUCUGAAGUGGACACUGCAAUUUCACAUUCUAAAGCGUGUUCAAAUGACAUAAACUUUGAAGAAUUAAAAGAAACACGUUCCGUCCGUUUCCAAGAGUUGAAUAAAACCAAGAAACCAUUCGGCAAACGCAACAAAGUGUUUAAUCUGUCGGGACCAACGGAGCUGGUAGAAAUCGGCUCUUGGCAUGCUCAAGAUCCGAAGUUUGAGUCUUACAGAGUUUCGUUCACUGUGGAAUCAACGGACGGACAAAGUGAGUUCAAAAUCUCUGAUGCGUAUUCUGUGCCACGUCUUAACCUCAGCAAGAGGCCAAUCCAGUUGGACAAGGUGAUAGAGAAGUGGCCGCAUUUGGCCGUCGUGCCGUUGUCUUGUGUUAGUCCCGGAGAAGUCAAGCUCCUAAUUGGUAUGGACCAUAGUGACCCGCAUGAAGUGCUGGAAUACAGAAAAUAUCCGUUUCGUCAAAAUGCACCGAAGGCGAUUCUCACCGCGUUCGGCUGGGCCAUUCAAGGUAACAUUGGCCCAGCGGUGAACGAAAACCAAGGCCUGAGGUGUUGUGUCGUGUCGAUGAAAGCGCCCCAAGACGAUCUGCUCGGUGUAGUGAACCAGUUUCUACUGCAUGAGUCGUAUGGCGCCGUUCCGGAAGCAAAACCAGCCGUCGGGAAGGAUGUCUUACAUUCGCGGAAGCUGAUUCAAGAAACCACCCGCUACGAUGCUGAGCACAGGCGUUACGAGACAGGAGUGCUGUGGGCCAGAGAUGACGUCGUGUUGCCCAAUAAUUAUCAAGGCACUCUUGAGCGUUUCAAACGGACCCAAAAGAGACUUGACAGCAACGCGAAUUUGGCCAGCGUCGUGCACAAAGAAAUGGAGCAGAACUUCAACUUAGGCUUUGCGGAAAAACUAUCGGAAGAGCAGCUGAAGGCAUUGCCGAAAGGGCGAGUUUGGUUUCUUCCGUGGCCUCCAGUGGCUCAUCCUCAUAAGCCGGGAAAAUGGAGAGUGAUGUUUGACGCAGCGGCCGAGUUCCAUGGAAUGUCACUCAACGACCGGUUGCUGAAGGGAGAGGUGCCCCAUGUCAAUCUCAUCGACGUGCUGCUUCGUCUCCGUGAGUUCGCGGUCGCCAUUUGCGGUGAUAUCACGAAGAUGUUCCAUCAAGUGCGGGUCCGUAAAGAGGAUGCCUUCAUCUACCUCUUUUUAUACGCGCCCAAAGGUGAAUCGGUGCCAGUGGCGUGUCGCAUGAAAGUGCAUAUUUUUGGGUCUGUUUGUUCACCCGCCGUUUGUGCUUAUGUUCUGCACCGUGCGGCUGUUGAAGACGCCGACGCCGAAGAUGCUCCGUUUGCUGUCCAAGAAGUGGAAAUCCAAUUCUACGUAGACAACUGGAUCACCUCAUUCCAUACGAAAGAAGAAGCCAUCACGGGAGCUGCAAAAUUGACGAGAGCGUUGGCAAAAGGAGGUUUUGAAUUGGCGCAGAGGGGCUCUUCAAGUCGUUUUGUGCUGGCGGCACUGCCCGGCCAAAGCAUUUUGGCUCUUAAUGUGGACCUGGAUGGAUUACCUACGGAAAGAACGUUGGGAAUGUCGCUGGACUUUGCAGCCGACUGCUUUGUGUUGAAAGCGACGGGAAAUGUGAGCCGAAGCACGCAUCGUGAAAUUUUACGCGCCACGGCCACUAAUUUCGACCCUUUGGGCUUUCCUGCCCCGGUUUUGAUCACCGCCAAGAUGAUCCUGCAUAAGGUCUGCAAAGCAAAGCUCGGCUGGGACGAUCUGCUGGACCAGGAGCUGUCCGAAGAAUGGCAACAAUGGGCCGGCUCCCUCACAGCUGUGAACGAUCUACAAAUUCCUCGAUGGUCUUGCCCAUUUCCUCAUCAUGAAGACGCAACGGACCUGAUUUUGUUUUCCGAUGCAUCAGAAAGAGCAUUUUGCGCCGUUGGCGACCUACGUUUUGAACUGCCGGACGGAAAGUCGAGGAGUUCCAGCAUCCGAAUUAACAGCCGAUCAUCGUUUCUUCACCGGACCGGCAUUUUUAUUGGAUCAGCCGACUAUGUGGCCCGCUUUUCCCGAUUUACAAGCCCCACUUGGCUCCGCCCGGAUCCAAAAGUGAAGGAGGCGCCGCCUGCUUUCGCCGUUACCACCAAAGUAUCCGCGUGUGGUAUCGAAACGCUUUUGCCGUCGCUUAUUCCAUGGAGCCGAGUAACGAGGACAGUGGCGCUAGUUCUUCGUUGGCCAGCUAAAUUCAAGGAGCGUAAGCGGCACUGUGAAGGCAAGCCAGAGCCGGAAGUUAUCACUGUCUUACCAUCCCCCCGCAAUAAGAAAUUCACCAUAAAAAAGUACGUCGCCGUGGCCAGAGAAGUUGAAAUGGAGGAGCCGUCGCCGGAAGAGCUGGCCACGGUGGUUAGCCGUCUCGUCGGUAAGGCGCAGAGAACGGCUUACGCCCUGGAGCUAAAGGCCCUAAACCGUAAGGUUGCUUUAGAUGUUGCUUCUCCGCUUGCCAAGGUCAUUCCUUUUUUAGACCAGGGGCUGUUGCGCGUCGGAGGAAGAAUUGUAAAUGCUCCAGUCCCAUUUGACGUCCGCCACCCGAUCGUGCUGCCACCGAAGGCCAUCGUCACCGAAAGAAUUGUUCGAGCCAUUCACAUCAAGGGUAAAGGACACACUUCAUCACGGAGGACGCUGUUGGAGCUGCAGCGUGAAUAUUGGAUUCCUGCACGACGCCGCCUUAUUCGGCGCUUAGUUGACCGCUGCACCCUCUGUCGGCGUUUCGCAGCAAAAGCCGGAUUGCCGCUUAUGGCCGCGCUUCCGUCUGCCCGCCUUCAAGUUUUUCAACCUCCAUUUGCCUGCAUCGGUAUCGAAUACUUCGGACCAAUUGAGGUGACACUCUUCCGACGCGUCGUCAAGAGAUGGGGAUGUUUAUUCACCUGCCUCACCAAUCACGCUAUUCAUGUUGAGAUGGCCUACGGGUUAGACGCCGACGCCUUUAUUUGCGCCUGCGAAAACUUCCGAGUAGCACGAGGCACCCUAAAGAUCAUCUAUGCCAACAACGGUAAGAACUUUGUAGGCGGCAAAAACGAGUUAGCAGAGGCGCUGGAGCGCCUUAAUCAGUCUCAAAUUUACAACCAUUUAGCACUGGAAGGUGUAGAGUGGCGUUUUAAUCCACCAGCCGCUCCGUAUUUUGGUGGAAGCUGGGAGCGACUCGUCGAAUCGGCAAAGCGGGCGUUGGAGCGUGUGCUGCACCUACAAUCAUUCACGGACCGGACGUUAUCAUCAGAGCUAAAGCAGGUGGAGCACCUUAUCAACAGCCGCCCGCUCACUUACGUCAGCGUCGACCCUUCCGACCCGGAGCCGCUUACGCCGUAUCAUCUGUUACUCGGUCGCGCAAAUCCAAGCAUCCAGUCUGACGUCUUUUCUACAGCGGAUCUCUCGUGCCGGAAGCGUUGGAGAAUCGCCCAUGUCAUCGCUGACCAAUUUUGGAGACGCUGGAUGGCCGAGUACAUGCCGGACUUGAUAGAAAGGCGCAAGUGGCUAAGAAAGGAGCGCAACUUGCGCAUAGGUGACAUCGUCCUAGUCAUUGACUAA
Daphnia pulicaria is the source of this 3939-nucleotide messenger RNA. RefSeq lists its product as uncharacterized. The coding region runs from base 1 to 3939 and encodes 1312 amino acids. Gene Ontology annotation, biological process: DNA integration. The record is from RefSeq and is a predicted model, not a curated record. Gene Ontology annotation, molecular function: nucleic acid binding. The transcript has 7 exons. NCBI's taxonomy places the organism in Eukaryota, Metazoa, Arthropoda, Branchiopoda, Diplostraca, Daphniidae.